Messenger RNA from Scatophagus argus, 6536 nucleotides. It is a transcript of the gene asxl2, whose product is annotated as ASXL transcriptional regulator 2. The record is from RefSeq and is a predicted model, not a curated record. NCBI's taxonomy places the organism in Eukaryota, Metazoa, Chordata, Actinopteri, Scatophagidae. Gene Ontology annotation, molecular function: peroxisome proliferator activated receptor binding; DNA binding; chromatin binding. Bases 234 to 3824 code for a protein of 1196 amino acids. Gene Ontology annotation, cellular component: PR-DUB complex. The transcript is spliced from 13 exons. Gene Ontology annotation, biological process: positive regulation of transcription by RNA polymerase II; animal organ morphogenesis.
GUCUCCCUGUGAUCUUGGUCACAAUUGCAGUUGACAGCUACAUAAAUACAUGUGGUGAACUUGAAGACUUUGAAAUGACAGCUAUAUACAGUAAGAUGACGUUUCCUUCGGAGUCACAUGACUCUUUACAGUAAGUCCAACAUGGCAGACGGAGUGGAUCUUAGGCGGUAACUAAAGCAACAUUUCAACUGGAGCAGACAAAUUCAACACUACUCUGCAACAAGACAUCAACAAUGAGGGAGAGACAGAAGAAAAAGAAGGGCAGGACGUGGGCGGAAGCGGCUAAAACGGUUUUGGAGAAAUACCCCAACACACCCAUGAGCCAUAAAGAGAUCUUGCAGGUGAUUCAAAGAGAAAGGCUUAAAGAAAUAAGAAGUGGAACCUCACCUCUGGCAUGCCUCAAUGCAAUGCUGCACACAAACUCUCGUGGCGAGGAGGGGAUAUUCUACAAAGUUCCAGGCAGAAUGGGGGUCUACACAUUAAAGAAGGACAUCUCAGAUGUGGUGAAGGAGCUGUCUGAGGAAGGCUCUGAGGAGAGCAGUGACAAUCUGUCUGACUCCCAAAGCACAGAAAACAACGGCGGUGCCCUCUCUCAAGAGGGCAGGAGAGGAAGGUGGAUGCGAAGAGUUCCCUCCAAGCUGCAGUCACAGCCGUCCUCUCCGCAGCCUCGAUGCUCGUCGCCUUCUGUCCCCACCAGUAAACUCAUCUCUCCCUCACAGAAACACAGCAAGAAAGCUUUGAAGCAGGCCUUGAAGCAGCAGCAACAGAGAAAUCAGCGCAGACAGGGGGGAAUGCCAACCACCUCCAGUCCCAGACUGCUUCUGAAAACCAUCAAAGACAUGGCUGACAUUACUACAAAGACUGACUUAUGUCACCCAGUCGUCCCGAGGAAGGUUCCCCAGAGGUCAGGCCGUCUUAGUGCAGGGCAGCUGAAACGUACCAAGUGUAAAAUAGAUGUGGAAACACCCGACUCCAUCUUGGUUAACACCAACCUGCGUGCGAUCAUCAACAAGCACACGUUCUCCGUCCUGCCCCCGGACUGCCAACAGAGGCUGCUCAAACUUCUCCCUGAAGUUGACCGCCAGGCUUGCAUGGACGGCCUUCUGAAGGUCACUAGUUCUGCCUUAAACAAUGAGUUCUUCACAUCAGCAGCACAGUCUUGGAAGGAGAGACUGGCUGAAGGGGAAUUCACUCCUGAGUUGCAGCUACGAAUGCGCCAAGAAAUCGAGAAGGAAAAGAAAGUCGAACACUGGAAGGAGGCCUUCUUCGAAAACUAUUAUGGUGAAAAUUCUGGGCUCAGCCUUGAGGAAUCCAAAGAGCUGACAAAGGCUGAUCUGAAUCAGGAGUCUGCUGGGCCCCAGCCCCCAUCUCAUCAGAUGGGACCUGCUGCUCAGGCACCAGAGGAUCCCAAGGGCACCAAGGACAGCAGCCAGACUGAUGCUGCUGCUACCGCUGUGAAACACAUGAAGUCAACACAGGAGCCUCUGAAGGCACAAACUGCUCAGCCAGUCUUCACCACAGACCCCAUGAAAACACGGCGCUCACAGUACACUGAGGAUCGCAAGUUGAACACAGCAGCACAGUCUACGCCAGCAUCUGCAGUGACAACACCUGAGGUUGAGAGAGAGACUGAAGGGGCUGCAGCAGGUACACUGCCUGAAAAGUCGCAUAGGGAGGAAGUGAGGCAGGAGCAAACAGAUCUCCCUUGUUCGCCUGUGAAGAAGAGCAGUCCACCAAAGGCCGGUUCAGAUUUAAAAGACGAUCAGCCGGCAUCUGCGUUUAAGCCUGCUGAGGAGGGCAAAGACGUCAUCUCUGAGCCCAGUGGCCCCUCAGAGCCGCUGAAAAGGAAAUCUGUCAGUGAGAUGGAGGGUGAAUUGACACCAGAGAAAAGGCCUCGUAUGUCCUCCGUUUCCUCAGUGUCUUCAGUCUCCACAUGCAGCCCUCCUACACCGACUCUAACAACAAAUCAGAGGGUUCCACCACUCAAGAUCCCAGUGUCACGAAUUCUUCCAGUUCCUCUGUCACCGAGCCAAGUUUCACCCAGGACUCCCCUCCCAGCUCCACUUAGCAGCCCGGGCCGUACUGGUGCUCGCACUUUGGCGGACAUCAAAGCCAAAGCUCAGCUUGCCCGAGCACAGCGAGCAGCGGCAGCGGCAGUAUCAUCUGCAUCGAAGGGAGCUGUGCCAGGCCCAGGGCCUGGGGGAGGCAGUGGUGAGCAGACACAGCCAUCGCCCAGCCCCAGCCCAACAUCUCCACAGGCAUCAAACAGGUUACCAGCCUCCGACAGCAGCAGUCAGACCAGUACGCCUCCUUCUCGCCCACUGGACUUUUUUGGUCAGUUAAGCCCAAACCAGCCUCAAGCAAUUCACUCAAGCCUAACUGACGAAAAACACAGAGGUAAUCUAGCUGGUUCGGUCUGUGCAGGACACCAUAGCGUUCAGAAGAGUUCACAUACAUCAACACAAUCCACUUUUUCAUCUGUGCAAGCUCUGAAGGGACAAGAAAGCCAAUCUUCUGCUGGAUCAUCAACCAGGACCAGCUCCUGCAUCCCUGCAAACAACCCGCUGGUCACUCAGCUUCUGCAGGGCAAAGAGGUUCCGUUGGAGCAGAUCCUCCCAAAACCACUAUCCAAAGUGGAAGUGAAGAUGUCAAACUUACCCUCUGCUAGUAAGGGGAAGACAUCACACCCUGUUGAGCACAGGGCCGAUAAGCAGAUGGCCCACCAGCUCAAUCUAGCAGGACGAGCAGGAGUUUUCUCAGAAUACACGAGACAUCACAGGGAACUUCCUGAUAAGGAGACUCAGGAGCAGAUCCUGCAGGCUCUAAUGCAGAGGAAAGUCCAGCAGAGCCUGCCUUAUGGUGGUAUGGGGCCUCAGCACCCUCAGUUCAAAGUCCACCAACUAGUGCAAGCAGAAGAGCGUCAGAACCAUUCCAGGAUUUCAGUAGGAUUUCUUGGUCGUAAGAGGAUGCCCAGGCCUGCCAUGACAGGACAUUACCUGCUCAACGUGUCCACAUAUGGCCGAGGACCAGAGAGCAAAAGACUGCACCAGUCUGCCAUCCCAAACACGUCAGUGUCCAGUUUAAAAAGGGAAAGCACAGAAGGAGAGGAGGCGGCUAAGGAAGAGGAACCAGCCAGGAAAGUUUUCUCUCCUGUUUCUGGGGUUAAAACCGAGCAGCAGGGAUACUCAAUAACCAGCUCUGAUGAAGCAGGGAGCGUUCAGCAUUGCUCCAGAGUAAAGACUGAGCCUGGCUCAGAGGAUAGCGCAGCUGGUGCCGACAACAACUGCACCAGUGCGACAGCCAAAGACACCAGCCCUUUUUUUCAGUCACACCGAAGGCACCUCGAACUCUGCAAUAGUAAUCAAGGAAGCUCUGAGCCAUAUCAUACCCAAGUGGAACCCAGUCACCAGCGGCCGUCUGCCUUUCAAACCCAGAGAACACUCGAUAAUCAGGAACCCGUGGCGGCACCGUGCUAUGGCGGCACUAUCAGCAUGUCUGUACCUCACACUUUGAACCACAGCACUGCAGGAACCGGCUCUUCCACAGCCUCAUCGGAGGUUGACAGCGGCGGCGUCAACGGGAGCGUCAUGUCUUUCUCUGUGACUGUCACAACCAUACCUGCCGGUCACUCGUUGGACCACGGCAAGCAGGGCGAGCCCUCACCAGAACAGUCUUACAUGGAGGGCUCCAACAUGGAGGACGUCCAGUCUAAAUGCUACUGCCGACUGAAGGCGAUGAUCAUGUGCAAAGGAUGUGGCGCCUUUUGCCACGAUGACUGCAUCGGCCCCUCGAAACUGUGCGUGUCAUGUUUAGUUGUACGAUGAUAUGAAAUUAAUAAUAAUUCGAAGAUAUUGGGGUUUGAUUUGUAUUGAAGACACAAAGCAGAAGCAUGUCAUCUAGAAUCAAUACAGAGUCAGCGCUCGGGUGAAGCACAUCAUCUGCGCUCCAGGCAAAACAACCAGCAUGUGGUCGCUGUUGGAAAGGCGAGGAUUUACACUGGAUGGUCUUUUGUUUCACCAACGUCUAUGAAAAAUUGUUUUGUGCAAUUUUUUGGUAGAAAUGUCAUUAAGUUUUCAAUCAAAUCAUUAGUCUGUCAGAUUUGUGAGAAAUCCGAAAUCUGGCAAUGUUUGCACUCGGCUAAGAUUAGUGUGAUGUUUUUUUUUUUAAUAUAUGUGUAGUUUUUAAAAAAGGAGGGAAAAAUGAAUGUUGCUAUUUUUUUAGAACAUGAUGACUGUUGUGUUUUGAACUGACCCUUUUUAUUAUUGGGCCUUGUCAGUUGUGGUUAAAGGCAAAAAGUGUGUAUGGGAGGGGUGCUAAUGAUAAUCAUUGGUUGUGGAGUACCUCCUAUUUGGCAUUUAUGCACGCAUGGCAGGGAAGUGCAACUUACAAUAACUAUUUUAUAGAAAAACUGUACAUUUAUUACUGAAUACACUCAGAUUUAAGACCUAGAGAGAGGUUGUAUAGUUUUAGAAAGAGACUAUAAAAGGAAUUUUGAAUGAUAUGUCAGCUUGUGAGGGUUGCACAUCACAUCAUUUUUUGACUAACAGUUGCGGAGCGAAGCACUUGAACACCACCCGAAUUUAUGGUAGUAACUGUGUACAGCACUUACAUUCAAAUAUAGGGGAAAAAGAAGAAUCAUUUAUAUAUAUAUAUAUAUAUAUAUAUAUAUACAUAAAUGCCUAUAUGUACCUUUUGACAAAUUGAGAUCUUUUCCAUUCCAGGUCAAGGUCUAGAGUCACUUCCUACUGUGUGAACCUGUGUUUUCUCCCCAAAAAGCCAGUUUGUAGAUAUUGUCUCCCGUGAGGUGGGUUUUCUCACACUCGUAUGUCUGUAAAGUUAGAUCAGCAGUGGCAAACAGUAAAGAAAAAAAAACACUCAAGGCAAGGGGAGAGAAUUAAAAUAAAUUAGUUUUUUUCACUGUAAAUAUUUGCUCAUUUACAGUAUUUGCCUAGAUGUAGAAAUUUAUCUGUGCAGCACACCUUGCUUGAGCAUAUCCAGCCAUUUAUUAUAUAAUUGUUUUACUGUGGAGAGAAAAUAGAGAAGAACAGCAAGUUAUGCUAAAACGCUAAAUGCUUUAUCUUAGUGUGAUUCAGCACAGUAUGCUUCAGUUUUACAAAAAGAUCUGGAGGUACAACAUGACGCCGAUCAACAGACGGGCGUAACACUUCACUUUGAAACGGCCUUUUCCAGAAAACCAAGUGUUAUCUUCAUUCUAAAUGUGGUAUGAAUGUAAGCGCAAAAUAGUACUGUACCGUGUUUAUAUAAUGUACAAUAAUGUGUUUGUGUGUGUGUGUGUGUGAUGUGCACGGAUGAACCAGCAUUUGUGGUGUGAACACUGUCGUAGCUGCAUUGUAAUGACGUUAACACAGUGUAAAUACUUACUUCUACCACAUAUUAACAUGCAAAAAGGCCAGCGUGAAGAGUUGCCUCGGCAGGUUUUUCGGGAGUCCAAGCUGUGUGCAAAUUAAGGCGCAUCGGCUGUAUUUUGAAAUCUCCUGGAGGUGCAGCGUAGGCCUGUUUUAUAGCAAUUAUUUCCAAGGUAAUAUACCAAAGUCACCUUAAAGAAAAAAACAAAAUAAUCAGAACUCGUUUUUAAUGUUUGACUAGUUAAUCAAAGUAAUAUAUUUUAAUUAAUAUAUUUUAAUAUAAAAAAAAACUCUAUUUGCUAAUUGUUUUUGAAAAUCAACAGGGUAUUUACUAUAAUAAUAUAUUGGCUGUCCACUUUUCAUAUGAUUUUGUUUAGACCGGACAGACCACUGUACAGAUAAUAACUUGACUUUUUAUAAUUCAAAUUGCCCAGGUAUGAAUAUCCUGUAUGGCCCAGGUUUUUUCAAUGGAUCCGUUGGUCUAUAUUUUUCCAUAGAGUUGUUGUCUGAAUAUGUGUAUCGUUUUAGCUGUCAACAUUUGGGUCGUUUCCUUAGGAAAACAAAAAAGAUAUGUUUUCAAAGCACUAUUUUCAGAUCAGUGGGUUAAUCAAAGUCCUUUUUUUAUGUCUUUGUUAUUAAAUGGAGGUCGUGCAGUAGGAAAUUGGUUUUAAGAUGUUAGAGUCAGGAGGUGUUUCCACAAACUUAGCAUAGUCAUUUCACUAAAGCCAGUUAACACAAAUUUAAUUUAUCCCCUUUAGGAUCUUUAGGUCCCAUUUGGUUGAAUGUGAUGUGAUUUUACUCGUGUAGGGUUGGGGACUGGACUGCACUGCCAAAACCAAUUAAAAACAUUCAGUCAACCCAAAAGGCAGCUGAAAUCUUUGUUAAUAAGGACUGAACCCUGAAUCAGGCAGCAGACCCUACUGUCACUGAAGUUACCUGUUGUGUGUGCAUUCACAGGAGCCAUACAUGUAGAAGUGACUGUGUGUGGGCAGAGGAAACGGUCAUUUGCAAUCACCACCGUCAUCUAUCACUUGGUGAAUUUGUUUAAUACGUCUGUGUCAUUUUGUCUCCAUUUAAACUCCAGAUGAAUGUAAUAUAGUAAUCAGCACUUGUAAACAAAGUGUAUUUUAUCAAAUAGACUAUUAUGAAUAAAUAAUUAAAAGAAAAGCA